Molecule: messenger RNA, 570 nt
Organism: Ceraceosorus guamensis
Lineage: Eukaryota; Fungi; Basidiomycota; Exobasidiomycetes; Ceraceosorales; Ceraceosoraceae
Exons: 4
Coding region: 1-570 (189 amino acids)
Source: RefSeq, a predicted model, not a curated record
AUGGCCACCGUCGCUGCUGCAGAUGAGCAUGAAAGCAAGGAAGUGCAUGCACUGGCGCAGACCCUCUACACACAUUCGGCUCAAGUUUCUGAAGACCUUGCACAGAGUGCCUUGAGUAAUAUCCAGUGUGCAAAACCCUUCAGCGUGCUGUUGCUCCGCAGGCCUGGCGGAAGUAGUUCAUGGUGGAUCAGAUGGAUCACAUGGCACUCCAAAACAAUCCUACGCAACCAGAGUCAGGUUUACAAAUCCACACACCCCUUGUGCUGCAAUGUGCGGCCAAGCUUUCAUGAUUGCAAAGAUGUGUCACACCUUGCGGGUGCUAUGAGGGCAGGGCCAGAGCAAGGUCGCUUGUCACUUGCGCCGCCUGCUGCCAGUGAUCCUUUAGGCUGCGCGACAGCACAGCAAGGCCCUGUCACACAAGAGGUGGUGGUAGAAAGCAUGGUCAUUUUUAUGGACGCAUGUGCGACGAUUCCUCUACUUAAAAUCGCGGUCACGUGCUAUGACAGGCCCGCAAUCUGCACACAAGCACAAAGUCUCGAGCACACGCAUGGGCUUGGUGUAGCCCUAUAA